CUACAUGAAUUAACCUUUGGAAAUAUAAGUUCAAUGCGUUAUACGAUCGGAUUUCCGCUCGAUCAGUUACCCUCGUCGCUCGUCGGCUCGUCUCUCUUUGGUUCGGCGCCCCCAAAUCUCCCCGCACUUCUCCUCGCACCUCUCGCAUCUCGCCCACCUCUUACCUCGUCUUUCAUAAGGGUUGGCGAGAGGAGCCCAUGGAUACGUUGGAGGUUGGAUGGAGUCUUCCUUUGAAGAGAGCGGCACCGACUGCCAAGGAAGACGUAGAACAGUUUUUCAAGAAACCCAAGGUGGAGACACAGCUUGUUCAGCCCAAAUCCAAAUAUAAACCCAUUUCCCUAGAUGAUUUUGAUACUUGCCUCCGCAAUAUUGAAGAAUGGCUCCCCGAAGACGUGUCCUUGGCUAUGGAAUUAGAGAGGGGUUGUAAUGAUGCGUAUCAGCUUCUACGUAUUAGGGGUCAGAACUUAUGGAAUACGGAUUAUUUUGAAAGAAUGCUGCAAAAUUGUGAAGAACAGAAAAAUUAUGAAGAACAGCGGUUGUAUCUUAAAUUUUACGUACAACUCUCCAAAGAAGUAAAGGAGGGUGAAAGCUGGAAAGAUGUCUGUAAACGGCUAGCAGUGGGAGUGGAGGGAGAUUUGUCUAAAUUAAAAAAAGAAAUGGCGAUAGUCGAUUAUUUUGCGAAUCGAAUUGAAGAAGUCAGAGUGAAGGAAAGAUAUGAACUGUUUUGUCAUAUUUUAGAUGAGGUCAUCAUGAACAAGGAUUUUGCUACUGUGGUUGCUAAAAUCAUAGAGGACAACCUGUAUCCUGACCUUCAUGAUGAAAUCAGAAAAUGCCAAAAAAAAUCGUUUGUCAUGGACCUUAAAGAGCACUGUCAAUAUGGGAUGCACAUCGAUGAGGCGCGCGAGCACAUUAAGACGGCUUUCUUCGAAACGUGGAAAAUUAACGUACAACAGCGAUGGCUAGGUUUUCAUGCUUAA
This is a messenger RNA of Ananas comosus (pineapple), 977 nucleotides long. RefSeq lists its product as uncharacterized. The transcript is spliced from 10 exons. The record is from RefSeq and is a predicted model, not a curated record. Lineage: Eukaryota; Viridiplantae; Streptophyta; Magnoliopsida; Poales; Bromeliaceae. Bases 198 to 977 code for a protein of 259 amino acids.